This is a messenger RNA of Westerdykella ornata, 1227 nucleotides long. RefSeq lists its product as uncharacterized. The record is from RefSeq and is a predicted model, not a curated record. The annotation marks the transcript as partial. The transcript is spliced from 2 exons. NCBI's taxonomy places the organism in Eukaryota, Fungi, Ascomycota, Dothideomycetes, Pleosporales, Sporormiaceae.
ACCUCCCACCUCCACAACCCCAAGUUCCUCUCACACAGCAACCUUUACGCGUCACUUCCACCUCUUCAUUACUUUCUUUCUGAUAAAUACAUCCAGUUCUUCUGCUCGCUCUUGCCCAUCACCAUGACUGAGAAAAAGCCCUUUUGGAAGGGCCUAACGGUCUCCCUCUUCGGCGGAAAGAAGCUGAAGAAGCCCAAGCCUCCCACCAUGGAGCAGCCAGCCCCGGAGCCUCGAGCUCCCGAGACCAACCAAGGGCAGCAGACUGCCCUCGUACCCUCCAUGGCGGACCUCUUCGGAGGCAGUCCAUCAGCCUAUCCUCCCGUCCCCCAGGGGCUCUUCCAGCAGCAGCAGGAGGCUGCCGUGGGCCGCAGAACCCUCCCUGUCAACACCCCGAUCCCUGGCCACGGCCCCUCCCGCCAAUUCCCGGUCCAGGGCCUCCCGGCGCCCCAUCAGCGUGAGGGUCGCCGCCGACCAAGAGCCCCCGUGCUGCCUCCUCGCCGCUCGCCCCCUUCCUGGAAGAAGCGUCCCGUAGGGCCAUUCAGGAACCCCAUCCCGUUGUUCUUUCCGGGGAUGCCUUCCAGCCUGAGGCCCGAAGACCCAGAGUUUGACGAUUGGCUUGCGGAGAAUUCCUGGCUGGAUGAUGAGGGGAGGUUGCUGAGCCAGCUGGAGAGGGAGAAGUUGUUGGAGAGGAAGAGGAAGGAGGAGGCGGGGGAGGAGAUUGAGGAGGAGGGGAAGAAGGAAGAGAUGGAGGCAGGGAAGGAGGAGGGGGAAGAGAAAGAGGCAGAAGAGAAGGAGCACGGAGGGGAGGAGCAGGAGGGAGAUUGGGAGGAUGUAGAGGAUGAGGAGUAGUAGGGGAUCGCUGAGGGAGGGGGGUAGAAGGAGGAUGAGGUGGGCUCCGGAUUAUCCAUCUCGUCACUUGGCUUUUCAUUGCUUUGCUUUCUUUACUUUCCUUUAUUCUUCUUUUCCUUUGUCAUGGAGUUAUAUACCCUGGGGUCGUGUCGGGGUAAGACAUGUAUAGGUUCUUGCGACCUUGCCGUCUGUACAAGUAUCUUUCUUUUCCCGAGUAUUGCUUCCCUACAUCUGACUGCAUUGAGUAAUGAUGCCUUGAGAUGGCGCAGGAGCUGCUCAUAUGGCAAAGCAUUCCGCCGCGAAGUGAGGAAUAGUGAGCAGGGGCGGAGGAUACAUGGCAUCUAGGCCGUACGCUAAGGCAUUCGUAGUUUGGAUACA